This is a messenger RNA of Fibroporia radiculosa, 867 nucleotides long. RefSeq lists its product as uncharacterized. The record is from RefSeq and is a predicted model, not a curated record. Lineage: Eukaryota; Fungi; Basidiomycota; Agaricomycetes; Polyporales; Fibroporiaceae. The coding region runs from base 1 to 867 and encodes 288 amino acids. The transcript is spliced from 2 exons.
AUGUACCCCCGAUUGGCGUUGAAUACCCUCCCCGUAGAACUUCUGUAUGAGAUACAGCAAUUCGCAACGUCCGAAUCUCUUCCUCUGAGCUCCAGGCAUUUCUAUGCCGUCUUCAAGUCGGCUCCCACUUCAGUCCACGCGCAAUAUCUCAUCGGCCGCUACCUGCAUCACUCCGAGUAUGCCAGAGCCGGACUCGCGACUAUCGUCCUACGCUAUCCCAUCUGUACUCAAUCGGUUCUCGAGGCGAUCUUCCGCAGUCCGGACUGCCCCGCAACUCAUUUGCAAAACGGGCGUACCGCGACAGAAUUACCGAGGAGAUUAUUCCGAACAUUGACACCGCGGCUGUCUAAUCGGCCUUCGCGAAAACGAAAACGAGGAAGCGACGUUAAUGGCAAUUGGAGCGAAGAUGACGAGCCUAUACCUUUCCUUCGAUACCUGUACGAUCAUCCGCGUAUUCCGCCACCCUUUACGAAUUCUUACGACGGAUAUGCGCUGACGAAAGCUGUACACGUCGGUUUCGUUCCACUCGUACGCUUUCUCCUCGACCACGAUGCCUCUCCUGCGCGUAAAGAUGGCCUAGCAGUGAUGGUCGCAAUCCGCCGGAAAGACCUUGCUUUAGUGCGCAUGCUCAUUGAACCAGACAGCCAGGCUGACCAGAGACCUAAAGCAAAACCACGAGAGGGUAAUGACACGAAAGAAUACCUUAGUUCCAAGAGAAGAAAGCUCGAAGAUCGGAUGAUAGUCAGCCAAGCAAUGCUCAAGAUGGCAGUGAAGUGUGAUGCUAGGGAGAUUGUGGACUAUUUUAUGAAAGAGAAAGGCUGCAUUCCUGAUAUGCAGACGGUUUUGACAAUGGCACCUAGCAAGUGA